Copidosoma floridanum is the source of this 2341-nucleotide messenger RNA. RefSeq lists its product as uncharacterized. Gene Ontology annotation, biological process: regulation of transcription by RNA polymerase II. Gene Ontology annotation, molecular function: DNA-binding transcription factor activity, RNA polymerase II-specific; sequence-specific double-stranded DNA binding. Lineage: Eukaryota; Metazoa; Arthropoda; Insecta; Hymenoptera; Encyrtidae. Gene Ontology annotation, cellular component: nucleus. The record is from RefSeq and is a predicted model, not a curated record.
AUGUGUAGUACGGAGAUGACAGAGGCCGCGUACUCGAUGUCGCCCGCGACGGCCUCGCCCAGCGGCGGGGGCACCAGUGGCGUGGUAGUUGGUGCCACGGUGGGCAGCUGCACCCAACAGCGGUCCCCGUCGGCGUCGAGGACCUGCCCGGAGCAGCCUCUCCCCGAAGAGGAGGAGGAGGAGGAGGACGACGAGGACGAGAUCUCGGUGGGCUGCCCCAGCCCCCUGCCGCUGCUCGUAGCCCCGGGCGAGGACGGGGCACGGCGCGACGGCGAGGAGGACUGCAGGGCACGACGGCGGAGACAACAGCAGCUACAGCUCCACCAGUACCACAACAACAGACGGCGCAGAGCCCCGUCCCCCCCGGCAACCGAGCUAACCCGGCUGAGGGAACAGGAACGGGGCGAGCAACAACAGACGCGCUCCAACGGGGCGGACGACUACUUCAAGCCGUUGAAACGAUUGAGGAUGCUGCAGCAGCAGGAACAACAACAGCACAGGGUACACCCGGGCUCGGACGAGGAGGAGGAGGACAGUCGGGGCGAGCACGAGGCUAGCGAGCGGGGCGUCAAGAGUUUCAGCAUCAUAGAUAUCCUGUCGCACCGGCCCAAGGCGAAGAUAGUCCGGCCCUGGGACACAACGAGCGAAACCGGUGGUGGCUGCUUGGGCUCGAGCCCCGGUCGCGUGGCCAGCCUGCCCCAACCGGCCCACCUGCUACUCCAGCACCGCCAUCACCAACAGCAGCAGCUACUGCAGCACCAGUUCCAUCAGCAGCAGCAGCAGCACCUGAUGGGCAUGUCCCUGGCCUCGAUGAGCGAACCCCCGCUGAGCAGCUCCUCGUCCUCCGGGCGCAGCUCGGUAUCCGACUCGGGCAGUCCCGAUCCUCUGCUGCAUCACCACCACCACCACCACCAACACCACCAUGGGCUGCACCCCGGGAUCCACCACCCGGGUCUUCAGGCCCACUCACCGUCCCAGCAGCAGAGCCUCAAGCGGAGCAAGGGCUCGCAACAGGCGGGGAGCAGCAACGGCAAACGCACCCCCGGCCAGGGUAGUCCCCUCGACGCCCUCUUCCAGAUGACGAGCAAGACCUUCGACGCGGGCGAGCACAGCCAAGAGCAAGCGAACCACUUGAACUUGUUCAACAAUAGGCAGCAGCCGAAGAAGAAGCGGAAGAGUAGGACGGCCUUCACGAAUCAGCAGAUAUUCGAGCUGGAGAAGCGUUUCCUGUACCAAAAGUACCUGUCGCCGGCCGACCGGGACGAGAUCGCCAGCCAGCUGGGCUUGAGCAACGCCCAGGUGAUCACGUGGUUCCAGAACAGGCGGGCGAAGCUCAAGCGCGACAUGGAGGAGCUCAAAAAGGACGUGCAGUCGGUCAACCCGCUGCUCGUCGCCCAGCACCACAAGACCUUCCUCGAGAACGUGCAGGACCUCGGGAUCCUCAAAAAGAGGCCACUGCCCGCCUCCAUCGACGACAAGCCCUAAGCCAAUCGUGGAUUUUUCAAAGUGCAUAAGUGAUAAGUGACGGUUAUUGCACGCGCGCGUGUGUGUGUUUUUUGUAAAUAUGGUUUCUUCAUAGUAUUACCUGUUUGUCGUUUCGUUUCUCGUAGAUUAAUCGCCGGGGAUGGGCGGCAAUUCCACUAGCUUUGCCGUCGUCAUUCGGUAUACCCGGUCGUACGAACUGUAUCAUACUGUAAUUAUACAAUGUCUGUUUGUCGAGUCGGAAAAAUAGUUAUAAAUUAUUGCGUUGGCUCUUUAGUUGGGGCAAGGAGACGAAACGAGACGACUACAACCAAACUGGCUGUUUUUCGUUAGGCUUGUGUGUAAAUAGAAAAACAUGUAAAUACAAACCAAAAAUGGACGUCCGUUAAAAUAUUAUACUAUAGUGCCCGAGUGCAGUCGAUAAUUAUGAUUGUAUAUCCUCUGUGCGUCUCGUGUUAGGUUGUAUUAUUUCAUAGACCACGGCGUAACUGCUGAAAAAUGACGUUAUUAUGUACCUAUAAAGACCUAUGAUAUAUAUAUAUAUGUGUAUGUGUAUAUGUCGCGAUCGAAUAAAUACUUGAUGAAACGGCGGAACAAAGAGAAAAGAAAGACAUGUACAAUAUGCAUCCUCUCGGUGAUAAUAUGUACGAUGAUAUUACGCGGGCACUGCAAUAUAUGAUUAUUAUUUAAUUAUACAUACAUACACGUUUAGUAGGGAGCUUUACGAUUUUCUAUAUGAGUAUUAUACGAGGAAAAAGACAAAAGAAACAAGAAACUAUUGUACAUUAUUAGUGUCAUCAUCAAAUCGAAAUGCGCAUCCGCGGACACGCGCCCGUGUGUCCCUCCUCCGGACUUAUAA